Molecule: messenger RNA, 3203 nt
Organism: Equus caballus (horse)
Lineage: Eukaryota; Metazoa; Chordata; Mammalia; Perissodactyla; Equidae
Source: RefSeq, a predicted model, not a curated record
AGAGAAAGGCUUCCUGUAACUUUCCCAGAAGAGCAAGGAAGGCAUUUUCUAGGAAUCCUCUGCUCCUCGUAUCCUUCAACCCGAGCGGUGGAUGGAGAUAUCAUUUUACUGAUAAAAGAGCCGGUGACCUUCGAGGACGUGGCUGUGGCCUUCACGGAGGAGGAGCUGGGGCUGCUGGACGCCGCCCAGAGGCAGCUGUACCGGGAUGUGAUGCUGGAGAACUUCUGGAACCUGCUCUCUGUGGUUGUCUUUAACCCCACAGGAGACAGGAAUGCAAAGGAUUUGGAGAAUAUUCAAGAAAAGGAAUUAACAUCCCUUCCCUACAGAGAGCUCCUCUGCUGGAAAAUCUGGGAGCAGGCGGCUGAUGAAUUAACUGGGAGUCAAGACCGUAGAGUGAACCUUCAAGGGAGAGGUUUCCGGUUCUCGGAAGAUGCUUCUCUCUGUCAAGGCUGGGAAGGACCCCCUACCCGAGAUUCCCAGAUUGAAAAUAUGGUGGGUGGUGUUAAAGGGGAGGGGCCCAUCGAUUUAGAAAAUGAAGAGUUUCCGUCCUGCAAAGCAGUAAGACUGGUCUCCCUUCAAGAAUCUUGGAUGAAAGCCUUUGCGAGUGAGCCAUGGAAUGUUCACGAAAGAUGUAAAAAACUCAACAUGGAAGAUGCCAAAUGUAAACGUGACGGGGAUGGUUAUGGCUUCAGCUGGAUAUCACGUUGUCAUGGUGACCACAGAGUACCUCCAAGAGAGAAACCGUGUAAUUGCGAUAAAUGCCAAACAGACUGCGUGAAAAAGUCAAUACUUCCUCACCCUCACCUUGGAGAGAAUGGCUUUAAAAGAAAUGAAUGUGGAAGUGGCUUCAGGGACGAGUCAGACCUUCCCACUCACCCCAGAGUGCCCUUGAAAGAGAAACUCUCUAAGUAUCGUGAGUUUGCUCAGGGUUUCUGGCAGACUGCCCAUCUCGAGAGACAUCAAAGAACUCCUCCAGGAGAGAAAUCCUUUCAGAGUCACGAGUGUGUUCGGGGAUUGAGGCAGAACACACAUGGUCACAGCCGUCCCCGGCCCCACGCGGGGGAGAUGCCCUACAGAUGUGACGUGUGUGGGAGGGCCUUCAGGUAUAGAUCCGUUCUUCUCAUUCAUCAGGGAGUGCACACGGGAACGAAACCCUACAAAUGUGAGGAGUGUGGGAAGGCUUUUGGUCGAAGCUCCAACCUCCCGGUCCAUCAGAGGGUCCACACCAGAGAGAAGCCGUACCAAUGCAGCGAGUGUGGGAAAGGCUUCAGCUACAGCUCGGUGCUGCAGGUGCACCAGCGGCUGCACACGGGGGAGAAGCCCUACACGUGCGGCGAGUGCGGCAAAGGUUUCUACGCCAAGUCUGCACUCCACAAGCAUUGGCACGUCCCCCCGGGGGAGAGGCCCUACAGCUGCGUCAACUGCGGGAAGGGCUUCACUUGCAGCUCCCACCUCAGCAGCCGUCAGAAGACGCAUGCCGGGGAGAAACCCUACCCAUGUGACAAGUGCGACAAAGGUUUCAGUCACAGCUCAUACCUGCAGGCUCACCGGAGAGUCCACAUGGGGCAGCAUCUCUACGAAUGUGCCGCAUGCGGUAAGAGUUUCAGUUACAGCUCAGGGCUGCUCGCGCAUCAGAGGCUGCACACGGGAGAGAAACCCUACAAAUGCGAGUGCAGGAAGGGCUUCGGCCGGAGCUCUGACCUCCACGUCCACCAGAGGGUCCACACGGGAGAGAAACCCUAUAAAUGUGUCGAGUGUGGGAAGGGCUUCUGGCGGAACUCAGACCUUCACAGUCACCAGAGGGUCCACACGGGAGAGAGGCCCUACAUCUGCGACGUGUGCGGGAAGGGCUUUAUUUACAGCUCCGACCUCCUCAUCCAUCAGACAGUCCACACCGGAGAGAAACCUUAUAAAUGUGCCGAGUGUGGCAAAGGCUUCAGCUACAGUUCCGGGCUUCUCAUCCAUCAGAGGGUGCACACAGGCGAGAAACCCUACAGAUGCAAAGAGUGUGGGAAGGGUUUCAGGUGCACCUCAAGUCUUCACAAGCAUCAGCGAGUCCACACGGGCAAGAAGCCCUACACGUGUCAGCAGUGCGGCAAGGGGUUCAGCUAUGGCUCCAAUCUGCGCACCCACCAGAGACUGCACACAGGGGAGAAAUCCCACACGUGUUACGAGUGUGGAAAGGGCUUCCAAUACGGCUCGGGGCUCCUGAUUCAUAAGAGAGUGCACACCGGAGAGAAGCCGUAUAGGUGUGACGUGUGUGGGAAGGGCUACAGUCAGAACUCCCACCUUCAAGGUCAUCAGAGGGUCCACACUGGCGAGAAGCCCUACCAGUGUUUGGAGUGUGGGAAAGGCUUCAGUUAUAGCUCAGGGCUGCGGAAUCAUCAGAGGGCGCAUUUAAGCAAGAAACCUUGUAAAUAAGUAGGUGCUAGCUGAGGUCUCCCGUUAGAACGCAGAGCUUUGUAGUUGUCUGAGAGCUAACACGGGAGAAAAACGCUAAGAACGUCUCGUGCAGCCAGGGCUGCAAGCGAGGCCAACGUUCUCCUAGUCUGCGUGCGACAGAAGGGAACAUCUGGAAGUUUCAUAAAUAGGGAACGCACUUAGUCACAAACUUCGGGCCUUGAGAGUCUGUAGCACUGCAGGAUAGUCCUUAAAGAUACGACGUGCGGGUGGCUUCAGUAAAAAUCAUCGCGCUUGUCCGAGCUGGCCUAGAAUGGAGCUUUACAAAUAAUACGAGUAGUGAGAAUGUUUCGCAGGAGCAGGUUAUGGACACGGAUUCCUUGUCAGGGAGAAAUACCUACAAAUGGGACAACCAUAGGAAAAUAGUGUCACCUGACUAAAGCCAAUAUUGUAGGAAUCUUUGAGAAGGUAGUUUUUAUAAAAACUAAAAGAUGAUAAUGUUCGUGGAGGCCAGUCACUUUUAGAAGGUCAGGAGCAGUUACAAGGAAAGGCUUUCUCAGGGCGGGUCUGGGUAACGGGUCGCCAUCAUGUUUUCAUCGUGUUUUUGUGGUUGUGCUUUCUCUCGUAGAGGUAAACUGCUCUCAGAGAGAAGUUGUGCUAAAUUAUAAGAAUCUCUCAUUUUCUCAGGUUUUAAAAACAAAAUCUGAUUGGGGUUUAAUUGGCCUUGCAUUGAAUUUACAUUUAAUUUGGAAAGAACUUACGUCUUUUUUUUUUUGAGGAAGAUUAGCCCUGAGCUAACAUCU